Molecule: messenger RNA, 426 nt
Organism: Trypanosoma rangeli
Lineage: Eukaryota; Euglenozoa; Kinetoplastea; Trypanosomatida; Trypanosomatidae
Exons: 1
Coding region: 1-426 (141 amino acids)
Source: RefSeq, a predicted model, not a curated record
AUGCUUCCACAUUUGGUCAAUAAAAACGGUGAAUCUUCUCAACACAACUCAACUUAUACAAACUCGUCCAAUGUUGGAAAGAUAAUCUCGAGCGUUUCGGCCAGUCCCGUAUGGCCCGCGCCAAAGGGCUUGCAAGUGUUGCGGCAAAUCUGCCUCAGCCUCCCGCCGCAGUGUGUCCUCCAGCAAAGUCAAUGGGGCCUUAAAGAGGCUACCGCAGUCUUCGAGUUGAAGCACAUACUCUCCCCACGUAGUAUCGCGCGUCUACGUAAAAUACGCAUGGUUCAGAAGGUAACUGUGCAGAACAGCUGCAACCAUAGAGAGUUUAGCGGAGCAAUGAUCCUGCAUCCACAAUGUUGCGCUGCAGUAAAGCUUUCCAUAAGCCCGGCUGAACCGUGCCAAUAUUGGACAAGCAAAGAACACAACUAA